Molecule: messenger RNA, 2414 nt
Organism: Neogale vison (American mink)
Lineage: Eukaryota; Metazoa; Chordata; Mammalia; Carnivora; Mustelidae
Product: HLA class II histocompatibility antigen, DO beta chain
Exons: 7
Coding region: 178-999 (273 amino acids)
Biological process (GO): antigen processing and presentation of exogenous peptide antigen via MHC class II; positive regulation of T cell activation; peptide antigen assembly with MHC class II protein complex
Cellular component (GO): membrane; MHC class II protein complex
Molecular function (GO): MHC class II protein complex binding
Source: RefSeq, a predicted model, not a curated record
AGCAGAUUUUUGCCUUGUCUUAAGUGGAGUCCACUGAACCAUAUGACUAGAACUUCCUCAUUCCCCUCUUUCUCACCUCAAAUCUUCCUGUUUUCAUCUUAGUCUCUGAACAAGUGUUCCUUUUUAUAACCAAGUCUGACAAUCUCUUUCUUUGGAUUCCACUCAGAAUUUUGGAGAAUGGGUUCUGGGAGGGUUCCAUGGACGGUGCUUCUGCUAGUGAGUGUAAUUAGACUGGAUUUCUCCAGGACUCAAGGCAGAGACUCUCCAGAAGAUUUUGUGAUUCAGGCAAAGGCUGACUGUUACUUCAUCAAUGGGACAGAGAAGGUGCAGUUUGUGGUGAGAUUCAUUUUUAACUUGGAAGAGUAUGCACGUUUCGACAGCCAUGUGGGAAGGUUUGUGGCAUUGACAGAGCUGGGGAAGCCUGACGCUGAGCUGUGGAACCAUCGGCCAGAUAUACUGGAGAGGAGUAGAGCUUCUGUGGAUGCCCUCUGCAGGCACAACUACAAGCUGGGUGCACCCUUCACUGUGGGGAGGAAAGUACAACCAGAGGUGACAGUGCAUCCAGAGAGGACCCCAUCCCUGCAGCAUCGCAGUCUGCUUCUCUGCUCUGUGACCGGUUUCUAUCCAGGCGACAUCAAGAUCAGGUGGUUCCGGAAUGGGCAGGAGGAGAGGGUUGGUGUCAUAUCCACUGGCCUGGUCAGGAAUGGAGACUGGACCUUCCAGACAAUGGUGAUGCUGGAAAUGACUCCUGCACUUGGAGAUGUCUACACCUGCCUUGUUAAUCAUGCCAGCCUGCUGAGCCCUGUUUCGGUGGAGUGGAGAGCUCAGUUGGCAUAUUCUUGGAGAAAGAUGCUAAGUGGAAUUGCAGCUUUCCUGCUUGGGCUGAUCAUCGUUCUGGUGGGGACUGUCAUCUGCCUCAGGGCUCAGAAAGGAUAUGCGGAGACUCGGUUGUCUGGUGAUGAGGUCUCAAGUGCAGUUUCAUCACCACAACCCUGCUAAGAGGUCCCAACCAAAGCUUCUUGCCCUGGAGCCUGAAGGAGUACCGAGGAGCCAGAGCCCAGAACUAAGUGAGCCCUACGAGUUACAUCAUCCUCUUUCCAACUGCGCUCACCACUGUCUCCAGAAGACAAACAUGCAGAGGCACUGUUCCUUUUUCACUGUUUUUUUUUAAUGACCUUUUUUACUGUAAAAUAAAAACUGAGAUACCAAUAACCACACAAAAUGUAGACUUUAAUGAAUUAUUUAAGGCAAAACCCCUGCAGUCACCACUUAGCUCAAGAAAUAGAACUUUACCAGCCAUGCAGGGUUUUCCAUGUACCUCAGACCCAUCUAAACCCCUGAUGUCCUCACAAAAGUAAUCCCUUUAUGAAUGUCAGAGUAACCACUUUGGUUGUAUUUUUUUUUUUUUUGGUUGUAUUUUUUUAUUCCCUCGUCACUCAAGUCUGAAUUCAUGACAACAGAGCUUAGUUGCCUUGUAUGUCUCAUACUUUACUGCUUUCUUCUGCAUGCCUUUCCCUCCCUUAUGGCUAAUAUUUUGAAAAGCCCGAGGCAUUUGACCUACAGAGUUUCCCAUAAUCUGGAUUUUACCAACUGCACGCACCUGGUGCAGUUUAGUCUGUCCUUCUGUCCUCUGCAUUUUCUGCAAGUUGGCAUCUGGAAGUAGAGGCUGGAUAGACUUUGGUUUAAUUUCCUUGGCACGUCUGUAGGUGGCAGUGUGCUUCCUCACCCCGAGGCACAGACUGUCCAGUUGUGUCUCUUUUUAUGGUGCCGUCACUGAUGGUGCUCAGUGUCUAGGCCCUUUCAUUCACUGGGGGCUGCAGAAUGGGGAUAUCCUCAUUUUGUCAUUCCUUCUUCAUUGAAAUGCUUCAUUGCUUCUGUAAAGAGACACCUCCCUUCAUCUACUGGUGGGUUGCCCAGUGGAAAAGUGGAAAGAAAGGAAAAGUGUUUAACUCUUUCCCUUUAUUAGUUUUCCAGCUAAUGAAUUUGGUUCCUACUAUUAUCCAAAGAUGAAUUGUUAGGUUUUACUUUUUCUUUUUCUUUUUUUAUAUCAUUAUAAGCUUGAGGAUUUGAAUAUAUUUGAUGGAUUUUAGCUCAUGGCAGUUUUUAGCUGCAAGUUCAUUCGUAUCACCUUAAGUGCAUGGAAACUUCAUGUGACUCCCGAGUCCUUUUGACACAAGUCUUUUGAUAGUUUCUUUGUUAUCUGUUAUAUAACAAGAUGUUCUGUAUGUCUUCUGCCCAGACAUGCAAUCAGCGAUUGUUUUAGAAAGCCCUGGCUUAUUUUAGUGGGAAAUGUCAGUGAGACCAUAAUGUGGAGCUAGGAGUUCGUCAUUAUAUCAGGUCUUCCUGGUGGAAACAAAAAUGUUUAUGUGCAAUAUUCAUAUUUAUAGAAGUAUAAGAUUUAUGUAUCUAUAAAU